AUGGAAAUGAUCCAGAGCCAUAAAAUCCGAUAUCCUUUGCCUUCUCUUUUGUUUCUCCUUUACUUCUUAUCCCUUCACAAGCUUCCCUCCUUAGCAUACACUGUUCCAGACAAGUAUUUCAUCAACUGUGGUUCAGACACCAAUAUUACUACUUCCGGUCGGAUCUUCGCUGGGGACUUGACUUCUGGGAAUUCAGCUUCCGUCACCUUUACAAGGCAGAGUAGUCCUGUUAAGGAUAUCGACAAGUCAACAGCCACACCACCUCUCUAUCAAACAGCAAGAAUUUUCAGGCAAAAAUCUUUUUAUGAGUUUGUGAUCAGCAGUGCUGGUACUUAUUUGGUACGACUCCACUUCUUUGCUUUCUCUUCAUCAGCUUAUCUCCCCACAGCUAUUUUCGAUGUUUCGGCUUCUAAAUUUUCACUGUUAGAUAACUUUAGUGUACCAAACAACCCCAACUCUCCUCUAAUAAAGGAAUUCUUUAUUAGAAUCAGUGUUGGUAAAUUCCCGAUAUAUUUUACUCCUCAACGAUCGUCUUUAGCAUUUGUUAAUGCCAUAGAGCUGUUUCUUGUCCCUGAUAAUUUCAUUCCUAGUGUUGCUCAACACAUAAGUCCUGCUGGAAGUAAUAGCGAUUACAAGGACAUAGUCUCAAAGGCUUUACUGACAAUUCACAGAAUCAAUGUCGGAGGCCUCACACUCACACCGGAAAAUGACACUUUAUGGAGAUAUUGGGUUCCAGAUGAUAGUUAUCUCUAUAGUCCAGACACUGCCAAGAACAGCAGAUUUUAUUCCAGUAAGCCUCGUUACGUGGAAGGAGCUAGCGAAUAUGUGGCCCCUGAUUUGGUCUACCAGACUGCCAAGGAGGUGAAUAUAAAUAGCACUAGGGCUUCAAAUAACUUCAACGUAACCUGGUCUUUUAAUGUGAGUAAGAAUUGCAAAAACUUUGUUCGGGUUCACUUCUGCGACAUUGUAAGUCCAUCACCUGGUGCUUUAUUGCGCUUUAAUUUCUAUAUCUAUAGCAACUUCAGUCUUCAAAUCAAUCCAUAUGGAAGCAUUAGCCAGUUGGCCGCUGCUUUCUAUUUUGAUUUUGUUGUAGACUCUGAUGAUUCUGGACUUAUAAAUAUCAGUAUUGGCCCACGUCAAGAUUCUGAAGAUCAAACUGCCUUUUUAAAUGGGCUAGAAAUAAUGGAGAUAAUGGGGGAACUAACACGGAGAAGUGAGCCCAAGAAGACUAGUAUCUUUGUUGUUGUCGGCUCAGUUCUCGGAGGUUUGAUUCUCAUCUGCAUUUUGGCAUUUGUUUUAUGCUUGCGUCGAUGCAGGAAACAAAAAGCUGUUGAAACUUUGGAUUGGUCACCGGCGCCAGCACACAGAGGACGGACCUCUCAUAGUACGGGACAGACGCCUGAAGGACCUAUCAUGGGCUCCUUAACGCCUAAUCUAAACCUUGGAUUGAAGAUAUCUUUCGCUGAAAUACAGUUUGCAACGAACAACUUCGACAUGAAAAAGAGAAUUGGUAACGGUGGAUUUGGGACAGUCUUUAGAGGAACUCUGAGUAAUGGCACUGAAGUUGCUGUGAAACGAAGUGAGCCAGGGUCACACCAAGGCCUUCCAGAAUUUCAAACAGAAAUAAUUGUUUUAUCUAUGAUUCGCCAUCGCCAUCUUGUUUCUUUGAUUGGGUACUGUGAUGAAAGUUCUGAAAUGAUACUGGUUUAUGAAUUCAUGGAGAAAGGAACAUUAAGGGAUCACCUGUAUAAUUCAGCUUUGCCUUCGUUGGCUUGGAAGCAAAGACUUGAAAUUUGCAUCGGUGCUGCAAAAGGUCUACAAUAUCUCCAUAGAGGAUCUUCUGGGGUAUUUAUACAUCGCGAUGUCAAGUCCACUAACAUUUUGCUUGAUGAGAACUAUGUGGCCAAAGUUGCUGACUUUGGGCUUUCAAGGUUAUUAGGUCCUCCAGAUCAAACUCAUGUCAGCACAGCUGUUAAAGGAACCUUCGGGUAUCUUGAUCCUGAUUACUUUAGGACCCAACAAUUGACAGAAAAAUCUGAUGUCUACUCGUUCGGCGUUGUUCUUCUUGAGGUUCUAUGUGCAAGACCUGCUCUCAAUACCUUGCUUCCACAGGAACAAGUAAAUUUAGCUGAGUGGGCAAUGUUCUGCAAGAACAAAGGAACACUUGAACAGAUUGUGGAUGCUUCUAUCAGAAGCGAGAUCAACCCCAAUUCUCUAACAAAAUUUGUUAGCACAGCAGAGAGAUGCUUGGAAGAAUAUGGUGCAGAUAGGCCUCAUAUGGGAGAUGUGCUGUGGGAUUUGGAGUAUGCAUUGCAACUACAACGAACUGCUAGGGCAAGGGAGCCACAUGAAGACAGCACAACCGAUGCUUCAGCCCUGUUAGCAUUGCCGAAUAUUCAAAAUCUUCCUUCUCUUAGCAUGUCGAUGGAGGGGGAUUAUUUGCCUAUGUUAGGAAAGGAUCACUCAAACUCAUUGGAAAUUGAAGUUUUCUCCCAAUUAAGAAUCGAUGAUGCCAGAUAA
Messenger RNA from Dovyalis caffra, 2520 nucleotides. NCBI's taxonomy places the organism in Eukaryota, Viridiplantae, Streptophyta, Magnoliopsida, Malpighiales, Salicaceae. The record is from the annotation of a GenBank genome assembly.